Molecule: messenger RNA, 3174 nt
Organism: Coffea eugenioides
Lineage: Eukaryota; Viridiplantae; Streptophyta; Magnoliopsida; Gentianales; Rubiaceae
Product: probable disease resistance protein At4g27220
Exons: 4
Coding region: 1-3174 (1057 amino acids)
Molecular function (GO): protein binding; ADP binding
Source: RefSeq, a predicted model, not a curated record
AUGGCUGAAACUAGUGGCCUUUUCAAUAAGGUGAUUUUUGCUGUUGUUUCGCGAAAUUUAGAUGUGAGAAAAAUUCAAGGUCGAAUUGGGGAUAUGUUAGGUCUAUAUUUCCGGGAGGAGAGUGAAAUGGGAAGAGCUGGUCGGCUCUUUGAAAGGCUAACUACCCAGGAAAGAAUCCUGCUUGUAUUGGAUGAUGUUUGGAAUUUUGUUAAUUUCAAAGAAAUUGGAAUUCCUGUCAAUUUUGAGGGCAAGGGUUGUAAGAUUAUGAUUACUACUCGUCAAAGAAAUCUUUGCAGCACUAUGGGGCUCAGAAAAACAAAGGAAAUUCCAUUGAGACUCUUGUCAGAUGAAGAAUCCUGGAACCUGUUUAAAAGUAAUGCAGGGUCAUUGGCUGAUACAUUUUCUCCCCAACAAGAUGAUGUCACCAUGAAGGUUGCUAGAGAAUGUUGUGGGCUCCCAUUGGCACUUGUAACGGUUGGGAGAGCACUAAGAAACAAAGAUCUGGAGCUUUGGAGAGCUGCACUUCAGCAACUGAAGAAGUCCAAACCCUUGAACAUCAACUACAAUGAAAAAGACAUUUUCUCAUGCCUAAAGUUGAGCUAUGAUCAGCUGCAAAGUGAGGAAGCUAAAGAUUGUUUUCUAUCGUGUUGCUUGUUUCCUGAAGAUCAUGAUAUAAAAAUUGAAGACAUAGCUAGAUAUGCACUCGGAAAAGGAAUGUUUACAGAUGUAGAGACAAUGGAGGAAGCAAGAAGAGAAACACGAUGGAUAAUCAGAAACCUUACUGACUGUUGCUUGCUUCUGGACAGCAGUACGGAAGAUUCUGUAAGAAUGCAUGAUAUGGUUCGUGACUUUGCCAUAUCAAUGGCAUCUACAGGGGAACAUGGUUUCGUCAUAAAAGCAGGUCUUGGCUUGAAGGAGUGGCCAAAUCAGGAGACUCUUGAACGCAAUGCAGUAAUCAUUUCUCUGAUGACUAAUCAUAUUCAGUCACUUCCUGAUUGCCUAAUUUGUCCCAAGCUCGAAAUUUUGUUGUUGGCAGAGAAUGAGGUUUUUGAGGUAAUACCAGAGGGAUUCUUUCUAGGGAUGCCAACGCUCAGGGUGCUGGAUUUAAGUGAAAAAAUUGGUGCUCGCUCUCUAAAUCGCUAUUUUGAACCUGACAAAUGGACCUCAAUGCCGUCCAGUUCCUUCAAACUUCCCUCCUCGUUUGAAGCCUUGGUGAACCUUCGGACUUUGCAUUUAAAUCACUGCAAGUUGGAUGAUGUAGCAGUCCUUGGAAAAUUAAAAAGACUUGAGGUUCUAAGCUUCUAUGGAUGUGAUAUUGAAGAAUUACCAAAGGAGAUUGGAGAAUUAGUCAACCUGAGGUUGUUAGACCUCAACUUCUGCCAAAAGCUCAAGACUGUUCCGGCAACCCUGUUAUUGCGUUUGUGUCAAUUAGAAGAACUCUACAUGUGGGAGAGUUUUCAUCAGUGGGCGAUUCAAGGGAUGGUUGAAGACACAAGUAAAGCAUGUCUUUCAGAAAUAACAUCCUUGUCCCACUUGACUACUUUAUGUAUUCAAGUAUCCAAUCCUGAAUCGGUUCCCAGAAAAUUGCAUAUACCUAACGUACAAAAAUUUGAGAUAGUUAUUGGUAAAGGGUAUGAUUCAGUGACAUGUUACCCAAACUCAAGAAGCCUGUCACUCCGAGAAAUUAAGACUUCAAUACCUGAAGGAGUGAAGGACAUACUUCAGAACACAGAAGAUUUGAGACUUUUCUGCUUGUAUGAUGAAAUGAUAAGGAAUAUUUUAGAUGUUGAUCUGGGGACCUUAAACAACUUAAGAUAUCUUAAGGUCGUUGCUUGUAUGGAAACCUCGUUUUUGUUAUCCAUGAACCAAUCUGCAAAUGAUGCCCCUGCAAUCUUGGCAGCUUUGGAAAGUUUACAUCUUCAACUUAUGAACGAAUUGUUCGUUAUAUGUCCAAAAUUACUUCCAGUUGGUUCGCUGCACAAGUUAAAGUUUUUAAAACUUCAAAGUUGCAAGCGGAUGUGGGUAGCAAUCACUGCCACAUUACUCCAGAGGCUACUGAGUUUGGAAGAAGUUGAAGCAACAUGGUGCAAGCAAAUGUCGAGUGUAUUUGACCUUGGCAACAUUAGUUCUGAGAAUCAACAGUUCCUUCUGUCUAAUCUUAGAAUAAUAAGGUUACACGGUCUGGAGAGUUUGAGAACCAUAUGGAAAGGAGGGGUAAAACCACUUCCUCCUUCAGUGCGCCUUGCAAAACUAACAGUGGUUGAGCUCAGCAGCUGCGGGAGCCUAAAAGUUAUCUUUCCAUAUUCCAUUGCUCAAAAUCUACUGCAACUGGAAGUUCUUAAGAUAAACUGGUGCAACAAGUUAGAAAGCAUUGUCGAGAAGAGGCCAGAAGUAUCAGUUGAUCAAUAUCAGCUUGCUUGUUUUCCAAACCUUAGGAUUAUUGAGGUGAGUGAAUGCUCAAGACUGAGAAAGCUGUUUUCAGUUGCUGAGGCUCGAUAUCUUCAACAGCUCAAAGAAAUAAACAUUAGCAGCUGUAAGGAUAUAGUUGAACUAAUAAGCCAUGAUGAGGAAGGAGAAGAAGACACUGAAGACAAAAGAAUUUCACUGCCGGAACUAUACAGCAUGAAGAUCAAAGACAUGUCUAACAUAAAUAGACUCUGUGCAAUGUCUUUUUCUGUUGAUCUACCAUCCCUGGAACAAGUGGUUUUAGAGAAGUGUCCUAACAUGGAAGAGUUCAAUUCUGACCCCCAAAAAUAUGGUGUGGGACAUGCACCAAAACUGAAGGAAAGAGAAACCAAUUUAGAGGACAAGCAUCAGGAGCUAGAACUUCUUCUCAAGCAUAGUGAAUAUCUUGAAGCAACUCAGAACACUGAACAUCCAAAUCCCUACAUUCGAUGCUAUUCAUUCAUUUAUAUUGUACAUGUUGUCUAUGUAGAGUUAUGGAUCACAACUGAAUGUGAUAGAUUGCAAGUAGUUCCUGGUGAGAUAGUUGUUAUACCUCUAGGGUUUCACUUUGUUGUUGACCUUCCAGAUGGGUCUUCACAUGGUUAUGUUGCUGAGAUUUUUGGAACUCAUUUUCAGCUUCUUGAUCUUGGGCAAAUGGGUGCAGCAAAAAUUUUGAAAGUGCCCAAUGGUCUUGCGGCUCCAAGGGAUUUUCUUGCUCCAAUGGCCUGA